Messenger RNA from Pogonomyrmex barbatus (red harvester ant), 1579 nucleotides. It is a transcript of the gene Gnmt, whose product is annotated as Glycine N-methyltransferase. Gene Ontology annotation, cellular component: cytosol. NCBI's taxonomy places the organism in Eukaryota, Metazoa, Arthropoda, Insecta, Hymenoptera, Formicidae. The record is from RefSeq and is a predicted model, not a curated record. Gene Ontology annotation, biological process: regulation of gluconeogenesis; protein homotetramerization; one-carbon metabolic process. Gene Ontology annotation, molecular function: S-adenosyl-L-methionine binding; glycine binding; glycine N-methyltransferase activity.
CCAGUCACGACGGUGCGUGAAUCCACAUAUCCCCCGUACGCUAUCGCACCGACUGUUAUUUAUCACCGCGUAUAUAAGCACGACGACUGCUGUAUCACUGCGACAGUUUUCAUUUCGCGUGGUUGUCGCAUCGAUAUUCGGUUGUUGAACGGGAGUCGGUUUCAUCACCCAACGUGAUCAAUCGUGGAAAGUUCUCCGGAGCUGAAGUUUCGUGCCCGUAAGGUUUCGUUUCCCUCGCGAUGGUGGAUUCCGUGUUUCGUACCCGUUCCCUCGGUACGCCGGCCGAGGGUGUCAAGGAUCAAUAUGCGGAUGGCAAAGCGGCAAAAGUCUGGGAGGUCUUCAUCGGCGACAAGAAGCAACGUACGCAAAACUAUCGAGACUUCCUGGUGGGCUUGUUGCGGCGGAAGGGAUGUCGCCGAAUAUUGGAUGUCGCUUGUGGCACCGGCGUCGAUUCCGUGAUGCUGCUGGAGGAGGGCUUCGAGGUCGUCAGCGUCGAUGCGUCUGACAAGAUGCUUAAGCACGCGCUAAAAUCCAGAUGGGAUCGGAGAAAGGAGCCUGCUUUCGACAACUGGGUGAUCGAAGAGGCGAAUUGGCUGACUCUAUCCAGCGAUAUUAGCCAACUCGUUGGAGAAGGUUUCGAUGCUGUAAUAUGUUUGGGAAACAGUUUUGCUCACAUGCCAGAUUCUUUUGGCGAUCAAAGAGAGCAGAGACAGGCCUUGGCGAAUUUCGAGCGUUGCGUAAAACCGGGAGGUUUACUGCUCAUCGAUCACAGGAAUUACGAUUACAUUAUCAGAACCGGUCAAACCCCCUCAAAAUGCAUAUAUUAUAACAGUCAACAUAUGACAGACAUCAAGACGUCGGUACUUUAUGUAUCCGGAAAACCGAGGAUCGUUACUCUGGAUUACAUGAUCGCUCUGGAUGAGGAGAACAAGGAUAAUCCCGAAUACGUUAGCGAGUUUAGGCUGUCGUAUUAUCCUCACAGAUUAACAGUUUUCCGCGACAUGCUGACCGAGGCAUUCAGUCACGCGGCAAAACAUACUAUUUACGGUGACUUCAAGCCGCUCAAUCAGGUCGAGGAUCCCGGAUUUUACAUUCACGUAUUAGAGAAACAACAUUAAGGCGGGAUAUGAUGUGAUAUUCGUUUUAUUCCUUCGUGAUGUUCGUUUUAAAAAAAGCAUCAUCGGCUUUUCGGAAACAGUCGAAAGUUCCGUCAAACAGUUCCGUGCAACAAAAUGAUGGUUCAACCAAUGUCUUGUAUCUCGAAGUAUUGAGAAACGAACCCGUGUAAAAAUCAAUCAAGACGAAAUAUUUUUUUAUUAAACGUAAAGGAAAGACUACCCAAUUAGAAUUACACACGACGAAUUCUAAUUGUAUGUAAAAUUGUGUGUUGUGAAACACAAAAUUAUAUUAAUUAAGAAAUAUACAUUUUUACGUACACAAUACAAAUUAAUCUGAAAAAGAAUUGAUUUCUCUUAUUUAUAAAGAAAAUGGCGAAAAGAUGUAAUACGAAUAACGAGAGGCUCUCCCAUCUAGGAGGAGCGUAUUCUAUAAUAAAUAAAACACAACAGAAGGUACAGGU